This is a messenger RNA of Trichechus manatus latirostris (Florida manatee), 9105 nucleotides long. RefSeq names its product purine rich element binding protein B (gene PURB). The transcript has a single exon. Bases 95 to 1051 code for a protein of 318 amino acids. Gene Ontology annotation, biological process: regulation of transcription by RNA polymerase II. The record is from RefSeq and is a predicted model, not a curated record. Gene Ontology annotation, molecular function: RNA polymerase II transcription regulatory region sequence-specific DNA binding; purine-rich negative regulatory element binding; DNA-binding transcription factor activity, RNA polymerase II-specific. NCBI's taxonomy places the organism in Eukaryota, Metazoa, Chordata, Mammalia, Sirenia, Trichechidae. Gene Ontology annotation, cellular component: nucleus.
CGCGAGCGUGGCGGGCAGCAGCGGCGGCGGCGGGAGAGCAACGGGGCCUGCGGCGGAGGCUGAGGCUGUGGUGGCGGAGGCAGAGGGUGAGAAGAUGGCGGACGGCGACAGCGGCAGCGAGAGAGGCGGCAGCGGUGGGGGCGGUGGGCCCGGUGGCUGCGGCUUCCAGCCCGCGUCCCGCGGCGGCGGCGAGCAGGAAACCCAGGAGCUGGCCUCGAAGCGCCUGGACAUACAGAACAAGCGUUUUUAUCUGGACGUGAAGCAAAACGCCAAAGGCCGCUUCCUCAAGAUCGCCGAGGUGGGCGCUGGAGGCUCGAAAAGCCGUCUCACCCUCUCCAUGGCCGUUGCCGCCGAGUUCCGCGACUACCUGGGGGACUUUAUCGAACACUACGCGCAGCUAGGGCCCAGCAGCCCCGAGCAAAUUGCGGCGGCGGCGAGCGCCGAGGAUGGUGGCGGGCCCCGGCGGGCGCUCAAGAGCGAGUUUCUGGUGCGGGAGAACCGCAAGUAUUACCUGGACCUCAAGGAGAACCAGCGCGGCCGCUUCUUGCGCAUUCGCCAGACCAUCAACCGCAUCGGGGGCAGCGGCGGGUUCAGCGGGGGCCCCGGGGGCCUACAGAGCGGCCAGACCAUCGCCCUGCCUGCCCAGGGCCUUAUCGAGUUCCGCGACGCGCUGGCCAAGCUCAUUGACGACUACGGAGGCGAGGAGGAGGAGCUGGCCGGCGGCCCGGGAGGCGGCGGUGGGGGACUCGGAGGGGGCCUGUACGGGGAGCUCCCGGAAGGCACCUCCAUCACUGUGGACUCCAAGCGCUUCUUUUUCGACGUGGGCUGCAACAAGUACGGGGUGUUCCUGCGAGUAAGUGAGGUGAAGCCGUCCUACCGCAAUGCCAUCACCGUCCCCUUCAAGGCUUGGGGCAAGUUCGGAGGCGCCUUUUGCCGGUAUGCAGAUGAGAUGAAAGAAAUCCAGGAGCGGCAGAGGGAUAAGCUUUAUGAAAGACGCGGGGGCAGCGGCGGUGGAGAUGAGUCUGAAGGCGAGGAGGUGGAUGAGGAUUGAAACGGGCAGCUUCCCGUACAGGCCUCCCGCACCCCACCAACGUCCUCUUGUCUAGAGAGCUCUUUUUGCUGCUUCUCUCCAAAUGACAGUGGAGGAGGAGCAAGGGAGGCGCCAGAGAGAGAAAAUAAAAAAUAAUAUAGUUAAUCAAAAGAACCAUAAGAGAACAGUCACAGACAAAAGAGAGCAGUAAAGUUCCAAGGGACUUAGAGCAACCUGCAGAGAGAGGACAACAGCAUCUCCUCACCUGAACAAAAUCUCAGCUUCUGUUUUUCUUUUACCAACUGAGGUUCCUAAACCCCCCAGGGAUAACCCUGGAAGGGACAGAUCCUCACAUAUCGGCCAAGAGAAACAUCGGAGUUACCCAGACCCACUGAUGACAGUUGUGUUUGUGUUGUACCUGGGUAAUCUGGUCUAAAAAAAAAAAUCUCUCCAGACCUUGCUGUUAAGUGUCUAUCCCUCACUUCCAUUGAAAUCAGCAUUUUGGAUCUAGGUCUUCAUGGAAUCCUUGAGAGAAGUCUUUGCAGUUACCCAGUUCUGAGAGUACAGGUUUUACUAAAAGGAACACAACUUUAAAUAAUCAUGGGCAGGGCAAAAUAAGAAUUCUAAAUGCCACUAGAGGAUACAGAAAGAGAUUGGAUCCAUUUUUUAAGGUUUUGGAUGGAACGUGGACCAAGGCCCAUGUCUUUUCUUUGCAGAAUUGUUUUCUGGAUGCAAAUGAAUUCAGAUAUCAAUGCUUGAACUAGAAUCCAUUACUAAAAUAGUUUAAAAGUUGGCAGAACAUUUUGAAGAAAAAAAACAUUGCUGGUUGCUGAGGUAGGCACAAGAAGAAAUCAGGCAUAAAGCACAAGGAAAACUGAGUGGAUUGGUUACUGCUCACUAAAGUUCUUCCCCUGAUCUCCAGAUAUGGAGGUCAUUACCAAGAAAUGGCUUAGGUAUGAAUGGGAUCCAGAUCCCUAUGGAGCCAUUCAGUUAUGGAUAAUUCGGCUGGUUCAGCCUCUGGUUGGCUGGAUUUUAAACGAUAAAACUUGAAGAUUUCUACAAAAGUUUAACAGUGUGGCUACAAGCCUGAGCUUUAAUAGAAUGUACAGCCUAACAGAAAAGUUGGAAAUAAUCAAAACUGAAGUCUUCAUUUACCUUCAGUUUAAUCUGUGGACGUGUUCAAAUACUAAAGAGCCUCAGGUCCAGAAUUCCAGCAUCAUUUAUUCUUUUAAAAUUUUUAAGAACUUGAUCCAUUAUGUCAGUACCUCAUAAUCACAGUUGGCAAAUGAUGGAUGGAUGUAUUCAAAGCAGCACACCUGAUGGAAGCUGAAAUCCAUCUCUAAAUAGAGCUGAAGUGAACAUGAAUAUGCUGACUAUAUCCUGGAAGCAUUUUUAUAUCAUCUUGAAAUUUCAACAAACUGGCUUUUGCCAGUUUAUCCAGCCGUCUUUCAGGAAUAAAAAUUGGGGUUUUCAAGGAUCACCUCCUCUAUAUUUUAAAUGGAUUCUCAGUAGAAACGAUUUUUACUAAUCAAGUUAAUCCCACUCCCAUCAAAAGAUAUUCCUAGAAAUGUUAUAUACCUAUGUAACUUUGAACUGAAUGGGAUCUAAUAUUCUUUCCAAAGUUUUCAGGUAUUAUUACUUGUGUGACACCUUCUCACCCAGGAGGCAAGUAACCCCACCUCCAUAAUCUUACUUUUUUUUAACUGCAUGCCUGCCCUUUAUUUGAGCUGCCUUUUUAAUUUAUUGCAUACCCUUUUUAUUAUCUUAUUUUGGUAUUAUUCAAUCUAUACAAUCUUUGUAUUUAUUGGGAAAUAAGUAAUAUACAAAAAGGUCAUUUUCAUGCAUAUGUGGCUGAGAGAGUACUAAUAGUGUAUAUAAAAUUAGGCUUUUUAAAAAUUAGACUGGGAUCCAGGAUAUUGUCAAUCUUAGACUUAAAAACAAAAAAUGCAAGAGCCACAAACAUUGGUGCCCUUUUCAGACUAUUUCUCUACUCAUCAUCCACAAUAGACUUUUUAAACAUUUUUUUAAGCUCUUCUUUUUUAAAAAAAUUUUUCUCCGUUGCAAAGAAUGUUUCCUAAAUUGUAUGGGAGCAAUAGUAUUUUUGAUGUUUUAAUUACAUCCCUAUACGUACUGUAUUUUGUACUACAAGGCAGCUGUUUUCAAUAAUGUCCUGCUGUAUUUACCUAUGUGUUUUGAGUGUUCAUUUCUUUGCUGCGGAGAACAAAUCCCUCAGUAGUUUUAGUAAAGGAGCUGAGAAGUUAGCAUUAGGUUUGCAGAAACUGUUUAUGUGUCAAAGUUUGAGGCAGCAUUGAAAAUUAAGGUUACAGUUGUUAGUUGAUUGCUGUAACUUUCUCAUUUUCAAACCAUGUACAAUUCCUGUAUAACCCACUUGUUUUCUUGCUUCAGUGGUGGUUCUGUUGCUUAGCUGCAGUGAGCCAGUUCAACUUGCAAAGGUGCAGUACCUCUCCUUUUCAAGGGGUUGGUUUAUUCUGUUUUCUUUUUGUUUGGCUGAAUUGCAGUAACUAGCCUUGCCUUUUCUAUUCUGUAGAAAUGACAGGCUCUUCACAAUCCUUUACCAGUGGCUACUAAGCUAUAAUUAGCUGAAUAGAAAGAAUGUGGAAGUUGUCUGAGGCAUAUAGAGUAUAUGCCAAGAACACUACCAUAUAUGGCAUCAGCUUUGGUUACCAGAGAAAUUUUCUUAGUCAUUAGACCAUAUAACAGUAAUAUAUCAUAUGUAAAUCUUUAGAUGUCAAUUUGAUAAUCCUCCAAAAAAAGGAGCAAAGAAUGCAUAAGCUAUGUGUUGGAAAAGUAAUUUAUAUUAAAAUUUUGACCUGCCUAUGUAGGAUUAAGUGGUAAAUGUCAUAGUGGUGGGUUUUCAAGUCUUAGCCAAUCUUGAAGGUUUGUUUCUCCUGCAGUUCAUGGCCUCUCUUCCCACUGCAGGAAGACUGCAGAGGUUGUAGAUUAACUGUAGCAUUUCACUGACCCUCAUUCCAGUGACUGGGACAAUAGAAAUCUGCAAAGCAGAGAGACUGGAUUUUUGGAAAAUGUUGCGUGGUUUGUUAAACAAGGUGGUAUUAACAGGCCAUCUUUCAGAACUCAUUCAUAAAUAUUAGUUUAUUGAAAGUAAAUGGUCUUUGUUAAAUCCAGUCAGAUAAUGGUAUUGUAACAACCGCUGCUAUGAACUGUGAUUCAGGGCAUGUUUUUUAACUUUGGCAAGCAUCGCAGCUAAUCACAUGUUCAGAAUAGUCAUAUUCCUGAGAAGUAAGAACCAAAAUUUCUUUUGAAAUAAUUGGUGAAAGGUUUGUUUCUCAAACUACCACAGUUGCAGAGGUGAGAAGUCAAAUUUUAGGAACAGAAUCAAAAGAGCAAAAAUCUAUAAAGAGAUUCUAAUACUCCUUUCUGGUUUCUAUUGUCCCUACCAGUCAUUCAGCAAAUGGAACUGUGGCAGUUUUGUUCAGCAAACUCCAGUGCAUCUGCUGCACAAAAAAUGUAAAUCUGUAUGGCACCAAAAAUCAAAGUGAAAACCAAACCAAAAACCAGACACCCUGUGUAAAUAAUUGAGGCAUGUAGGUGGUGUAAAUGACUGUAGCUGUAAUACACACAUGGCUACUUGUCAAGUCACUUUUCAUAAUUAUUUACUGCAAAAUGAUUGAGAGGUUCUAGGUGCAGGCAGCCAUUAACCUGCUUCCUUCAUUAACUCUGGAUCACUUUGCAAUAAAUUGCAGGUCUUUUAAAAGAUUCCGGCUUCCGUUCUCAAAACAAAACAAUUUUCCUGUCUUAUCUGAAAAUGCAGGGUUGUGGGCAGAAGAGGCUGGUUAUAAUAAAGCCCUCAUAUUGAGUGGUCUGUAAAUGGCUGCACAUUUCAGGCACCAUAAUUGCUAAGGAUGCUUUGGUAAAUGUGACCUUUUCUGGCUUUACAGAGGUGUAGAAUGUGAUCUACACAAGGUAUUCAAAGGUGAUUAUUUUCAUCUCCCUUGCUCUUGAGGUAGAUGAAAUUAAGGAGAGGCUUGAGUGUGUAAGCCAUGCAUAUAAGUAUUCUUCAGUGUAAAUUUUGUUUUCAUUUCUAACCCAAUUAUGGUACUUUGUCCAAUGCACAACUGAUCUCUCAGUAGAUAUUCAUUUGAAAAUAGUGUGGCCUUGAUCAGUGAGAAGGGGAAGAAGUGACUUUUUUGCUUAUGUAAAAAUGACUCAUUUGCUGAGAGUCAUAAUUCUGCAGCAGUCUUAGUAUCUAAUGUAUUUGUGAUAGGUCUCCUUUUUGAUCGGGUAAAGUUAAUGCUUUUGACCGUGUAGUUAUUAAUUCAGUUGAGUUGUCUUCUAUUUUUCGGAAGUAUCAGAACUGCUCUGAUGAGUAACAGUUGACUGCUUUGAUGUCCAAUCUCAGGUUUUAGAAUGUAGUGGAUUUAAAAUCCCACUGUUAAUUCUUAAAACAAUUUUAAUUUAGUUCACCCUAAAAGUCAUAUGCAUAAGGCCUGUUCAGAGAGCAGAGCCUUCAUGUUUUUGCUCCUUUUUCACUUUGUACUUCACUUGAAAAAGUUUCAAGUGAUUUUACAUUGUAUAUUUCCAUUUUAACCCUGGCAUAUUUCUCAAAGAUAAAGCACUUUUUGAUCAUGAAAUACAUGGAAUCUUUGUGUGAUGUGGAUCAUGGUUUCUCAGGCUGCCCUUGCUAAUCUGCUUACGAAUAUUGUUCAAACUUUGUGUAAAGAGUGGAAAUCUUUGCUAAUGUUAGAAAGUUUGUAUUAUUGGUCCAGAAAGCAUUUUGCUAGCUUCCAAUGGAUGGGAGAGUAAACAAUGCUGCAUUCACAACUUAAUACUUUCCCUUGAGCCUUAAGGUAACUUUUUUUUCUGUCAACAACAGCACUGAAGUUGUAGUAAGUGAAUGAGAUUAUCUGUUUUCAGGGUUGGUUUUAGAGUACUGUAAAUCAAUAGCUGUCUUCCUAAAGAGUUACUAUUCCCAUUGAAUAAACUGGAUAAUGGGUAUGUGGGUGGGGCUGGGGAGGGGAGGGAGAUACUUUGUAGAAAAGAAAAAAGAAAAAAAGAACUACAUAUACCUUAAAAAUAGGCAAAAAAGUAAAAAGGGUAUCUUAUAUGUCCUAUUUGAAAAUCCAGAUGUAAGGUGGAAAUGGCAAAUUAUAACUUCAUUUUCAUUGUUUUUAACCUAGAAAAAUAGUCAUUAAUUUUCACAUGUUAGCCCCCAGAAGUUUCAAGAGAUAGCCAGACUUUUGAAUGGUUAGUUACAUUAUUAAUAUAUCAAACUUUGCUAUCUAGUUAAUGUCCCCUUUCCCAGCCUUCAGUCUUGAAACUUAGUUUCUUUGCCUGUGAUUUUAACAGACUUACUUCAGCAAAUGUGGUCUGAUUGUCAGUAUGGAAAAUUAAAUUUGGAAAAUGAAAAAAAUAAAAUUGCAUCAUAAAGACUUCUUACCCUAGUGAUUCCCAGUUGACAUCCAAACCUUUAUGAAUGUAUUUUAUAUUUCCUAACGAAAUAGGGAAUGUGCAUCAAUGUUACGCCUUUACCCACAAUCUGUUACUUUCAUUUGAAAAUCGGACUCCUGCCUCUUGAAUUAGACAUUCCAACUGGGAUAGAUACAGUUGUUAAAACAACAGCAAAUACCAUAGUGGUAGUUUCACUGCUCAGUCGGACUUCUAAUAAGAGGAAGGCAGAGCAGUGAAAUGAGGAAGCAAAUUCCAUUUUUCCUGUUACAGUUAAUGUCCAUUGACAUGGAUAAGAGAGGGCUGACUAUAUAUCUUUGUAGUAUGGUUAAAUGUGAAAUGUGGGCCCAGAGUAUUGGAAAGAAAGCAAUAGACUGAUUCAGUUCAGUGUCCACUAGCAUAUCACAGAAGGCAUGAGUUGGUCCUUUUUCUCCCCUACGUUCAAUAACUCUUCAAAGGCUAACUCGAGAAAACUGAUUCAGACUCUUAUUUCUUAAAGGCAAACUAUUUUGUCCCUAGUUUUACCCUCAUGUUGGAAGAUUAGGCUGGUUAGAAAAAUCUUUAUAGUUGGAAAUAGAAUAGCAAGUGGUUUGUUUCUUCUCUUUUUAAGUCUUCUUUUCAGAAACAUGUAACUGCAGAAAGAGUCCCAAGAAAAGUGAAAACCCAGGAUUAUGUAUCACUAAGCACAUUUGUGUUGUAGGAAUUUGGGGGUUUUACUUUAAACUGAUAGAGUAUUGGACAAAUCCUUUUCUUCCAGCCCCUGUGUACAAAAGCUCUCCAGGAGUGAAUGGACUGGGCAGAAAGUCUAGAAACUGACUUUAUGUCAGUACAAGACAUGUUACAGUAGCAGGCAAGUAUGUUUGAGUUAUUUUUUUUUUAAUGAUUCACCAACGUUUGAAUAAUAACUAAGAUUAUCAAUGUAUUUGGACUUCUUUUUUCUAAAGUUCCAGAAUAGUUAUAGUAGUAGGGAUUUAUUCUCCUUUUAGACCUUCCUGCAGACUUUUUUCUAAGAUUGUUUUAAAAAUCCAUCUUCUGAUACAUUUCCAGAUAGCACACUUUCCAUUCUGUAGGAACCUUCACUGCCAACCAUAUCUACUAGUGACUUCCUUAGAGUAGAUUCUUCACUCCAGAGCUGGGACUGAUGUUCUGCCAGUAUAGAAUCUACAGAAGUAAUCUGAAUGAACUAAAACCAAAUCUUGAUAGCAGGAGACAGCUUCCUGAUCUACAUAGAUUAGAGUUUAGGUUGGAAAUAACUUUAAAGGGGUUUGGUUUUUUUUGUCUUCAAUCUGUGUGUAAAUAUCCACAUGCUUGUGCAUUGUAAACAAAUUGUGUAUUCAUAUGUAUGAAUUUGUAGAACUUGUUUCUGCUUCAAGAGAAGCAAUACCUUUAAUUUUAUAAGGUCCCUUCCACUAGUAACCCUAUAAAUGUUUGUAAAUAGAACACUAACAUUUGUAGUGAUACGAUCAAUUUGGGAAUAUCUGCUGAGAGACCAAAAAGUUCAUUUUUUAAGUACCUUGGUUAAAGAGUAAAGAUUGUUCCUCUUGCUUAUUUUUUAAAAGAAGAAUGCACUUUAACAAACAGCCAUGUGGGCAAUUCAAACAAAUACAUAAGUGCAGUACCCAUUCAGCAAUCACUUCCUGGAAACAGUUCAAAAGCAGAGUCCAGACGAGCCUGUAGGUUGAAGCUCAGAUACUGAUUAAUUUUGAGACAAGCAGUGCUGCUUCAAAAGAGCCAGAAGCUUCAGACAGGUCUGUAAAAUGGUGGGUCCCGUAUUUACCACUAACAAGCAAAACUGACAGAAAAAGUCAGAGAAAAAAGUUCAAGAAUCCUUCCUGCUGGUGUGCACUCCUUAUAAUAGACUUUUGCAAAUGGAGUUUUACAGUCUAUAUUUAAAAAAUUGUAUGUUUGUAACAAAUAAAGUAUGCGGAAAAGUGAAUGACGAUCUUGUGCUUAUGUCUCUAAUUUUAGGAAUUACAUGGAGAUGGGGUGGGUAUCACACACCAUGUGGGGCUCAUAAAUGAGUGUGGAACCGGGUGAGUAGUAGGCCUUGAACAUCACUGCACAUUUUAUCUGAACAAACAGCCAGUUCUAGAACCUCUCGGUUCCCAUAACCCAUUUCUGGUAAGCAUUUAUGGAGUAAUUCAUGUUUGGGUUCACAGUCCCAGAGAGGCCACUUGUUGCUUCCCUUAAUUUUUUCCUAAUCUACUGGUUUUUAGUGACUAUCAUUUUCAAUAGUUCCAAAGAAACUGCUAUAGCAGAUGUUCCCUCAUCAAGUUUAUUAACAUCAUAACCAACUGCUAAGAAGGUAAAUUAAACCAAACCAAACACAUUGACAUUGAGUUGAUUGCAACUCAUAGCAACCCUAUAGGUCAGAGUAGAACUGCCCCGUGGAGUUUCCAAGGAGCGUCUCGUGGAUUCGAACUGCUGACUUUUUAGUUAACAGACAUAGCUCUUAACCACUACACCACUAGGGUUUCUAGAAGGUAAGUUCGGCUAACCUAAUUGUGUCCAUAGAUUCUGGCUAGUGAUUCUCAAACUUUUUGGGCUCGGGACCUCUUUACACUCUUAGAACUUACUGAGGACCCCAAAGAGCUUUUAUAUUUCUGGGCUAUAUUGAUACUUACAUGAGAAACUAAAAAAAUUUUAAA